UCAAACAUUCUAGUAGCUCCAGUUCGUUCAGGACCACGACGUAGGCAGUGUAUAUCUUGGCAGCCUCUCUCCCGCAAGGCUCAGUAGUAAGCUAGACAUAGCAAGAGGAGGUUGAUACAAGUACGGCAAGACCUGUUGCUUCAUUGGUAUUCCAUUACCACUGAAUCAUAAUACUUCUCACAAAGCCAACAUGGGCAAGGAUUAUUACAAGAUCCUCGGGCUGUCCAAGGGCGCCUCCGAUGAAGACAUCAAGAAGGCCUACAGGAAAAUGGCCCUUAAGUAUCACCCCGACAAAAACAAGUCUGCUGAUGCUGAGGAGAAGUUUAAAUCUGUAGCUGAAGCGUACGAGGUGCUGAGUGAUAAGAAGAAGCGGGACAUAUACGAUCAGUACGGUGAGGAAGGCCUGAAGGGAGGUGUACCGGGUGGUGGUGGUAGUGAUGGCACUCACUUCACUUACACAUUCUCUGGUGACCCGCGAGCCACCUUCCAGCAAUUUUUCGGCACCAAUGACCCCUUUGCUAAUUUCUUUAACAUGGGUGUGGAUGGUCAUGGACCGCAUGGUGUGUUUGAAGAAAUGGAUGUGGAAGAUGAUCCAUUCAUUACCAUGAUGGGUGGUGGUGUUGGAGGUCCACGUAUGGGUGGCGGCACACGACGAGCCUUCAGCUUUAACCCACACGAUGCUACCAGGCCACAGGGAGGCAAGAAUCGUAACCAGGACCCAGCUGUUACCAGGGACCUCUAUGUAACAUUGGAAGAAGUUGCGAAAGGUGUCACUAAGAAGAUGAAAAUUACACGUAGUGUGUUAGCGAGUGAUGGCCGAACAACACGGCGGGAAGAAAAGAUCCUGACCAUCGAUGUGAAGCCGGGGUGGAAGGAAGGCACUAAGAUCACUUUUGAACGUGAGGGCGACCAGUCACCAGGAAAAAUUCCUGCAGAUAUUAUCUUUGUUAUUAGAGAUAAACCACACCCUCACUUCAAACGCGACGGUGCCAACCUCCAGUAUACAGCUAAACUGACUCUCCGCGACGCACUGUGUGGUGCCCGUGUAACUGUGCCUACUCUGGACAGUCAGAGGGUUACACUAAACUUCAGCAACGAGGUAGUACGACCCCAGACUACAAAACGUCUACAGGGAUAUGGCCUACCUUACCCCAAGGAUCCUACCAGGAAGGGAGACAUCAUUGUCCACUUCGAUAUUCAGUUCCCAUCCAGCCUGUCAGAAAGUGCUAAGGAGAUUCUAUCGGAAGUUCUCCCAUUAAAACGUCAAGUGAGGUGAAGUGUGCAUGUUCAGCAGUAGUGAGUGGUGUGGGCUGCCUGCGAUACCUGUAGGAUGACGUCAUCUCCUGGAGUUAGGCGCCUUCAUCCGUUGAACGUGAUGUCAUAAGGGCAAGAGGCGCAACCCACUGAAUGUCCCAAAAUGGUUUAUAUUGUUAAACUUAUUUAUUGUAUAUAUUAGUUUUAAGCAUACUGUAUGUGAUCAUGAUUACCUUAGGCACUGUAUUACUAGCUCUUGUACCAAGAGUGAAUAUUUUUGAGUUUAGUGAUAUGUUUGCUUAGCCAAUUUUCAUUUAAUUAUUCAUCAUCCAGUCAUACUGCAGAUACCUUAAGUUACAUAUGUAAAUAAUCAUAGUGCUUGAAUGAGGCAGGAUUUCGAGUUGUUUUAUACAUCAUAAUUAUAACAUGACACCAAAGAAUCAAUUGCUUAUAUCACUUUUGUUGGUGUAAGUUGAAUAAAACAUUUAUUUUGUA
This is a messenger RNA of Homarus americanus (American lobster), 1749 nucleotides long. Its product is annotated as dnaJ homolog subfamily B member 4-like. The record is from RefSeq and is a predicted model, not a curated record. Gene Ontology annotation, molecular function: protein-folding chaperone binding. Gene Ontology annotation, cellular component: cytosol. The transcript is spliced from 2 exons. Gene Ontology annotation, biological process: negative regulation of transcription by RNA polymerase II. Lineage: Eukaryota; Metazoa; Arthropoda; Malacostraca; Decapoda; Nephropidae. The coding region runs from base 191 to 1276 and encodes 361 amino acids.